Molecule: messenger RNA, 3696 nt
Organism: Fusarium falciforme
Lineage: Eukaryota; Fungi; Ascomycota; Sordariomycetes; Hypocreales; Nectriaceae
Product: Vegetative incompatibility protein HET-E-1
Exons: 2
Coding region: 1-3696 (1231 amino acids)
Biological process (GO): negative regulation of transcription by RNA polymerase II
Cellular component (GO): nucleus; transcription repressor complex
Molecular function (GO): protein binding
Source: RefSeq, a predicted model, not a curated record
AUGGUGACACACAACACCGUAAGCUUUCCAGGAAACGGCAAUGAGGGUUUUCAACUAGGAGUCAAUGAAGGGACGAUCGGGGACAUUAUUUUCAACCUCAAGGAGGCAAGGGACAGGUGCCUGAACGACCUGCUCUUGACUAACCCCUUCGACGACAAGGAGCGAAUCAAGGACACCAAGGGCGGUCUGCUGGAGGGCUCGUACAAAUGGAUCCUCGACCACUCCGAUUACCGACGAUGGCGCGACGACGACCACAGCCGGCUGCUCUGGAUCAAAGGCGACCCGGGUAAGGGAAAAACCAUGCUGCUGAUCGGCAUCGUCGACGAACUGGAGCGACAGGUUGCUCAGCUCAAGCAGGCUGACCAAUCGACUUCCCAUGCCACCGUCCUCUCAUACUUCUUCUGCCAGGCCACCGACUCAAACCUGAAUAACGCGACCGCGGUGCUAAGGGGCCUGAUCUUCCUCCUCGCCGCUCAACGGCCGUCGCUUACAUCUAAUCUGCGCGAGAAGUACGAACACUCCGGCCCCAAACUCUUCGAGGGUGAGAAUGCGUUCUUCGCUCUGUCCGGCAUCCUCAGCGGUAUGCUGCAAGACCCGAGUUUGAAUGGUGCGGUCCUCAUCAUUGAUGCCCUCGACGAAUGCGAAACAAAUCGACACCAGCUUCUCGACUUCGUGACCAAGCCUUCUCGCGUCAAGUGGAUCGUCUCUAGUCGUAACUGGCCGGACAUCGAGGAGAAACUGGACAAUGCGGAGCAGAAAGUCAGGCUGCACCUCGAGUUGAACAAGGACUUAAUCUCCAAGGCUGUCGACACUUACAUUGGACACAAGGUGGAUCGAUUAGCACGCUAUAAGAAAUACGACAGGGAAACAAGGGAUGCCGUCGAGAGCCACUUAACCUCUAAUGCUGACGGUACCUUUCUCUGGGUCGCCUUGGUCUGCCAAGAGCUUGCAGAUACCAAGGUGGUCCGAAAACGGCACACGCUCUCCAAGUUGAAGUCAUUCCCACCAGGACUUGAUCCCCUCUACAAGCGAAUGAUGGACCAAAUCUCUGAUUCGAAUGAUGCAGGCAUUUUGAAGGAGAUACUGGCUAUUGCUUCGGUCGUAUACCGACCUAUCACCCUGGAGGAAUUGAAGGUUCUUGUUGAGUCGCUCGAGGAGGACGACUACAAUGACCUGCCACAAAUAAUUAGGUCCUGCGGUUCUUUCCUGACUCUUCGAGAAGGUGUUAUCUACUUUGUGCAUCAAUCAGCCAAGGAUUUCCUGCUUAGCAAGGCAUCCGACCAAAUCCUACCCUCUGGCGCCGCGCACCAGCACCAUGCCAUCUUCUUGAGGUCGCUAAAGGCUCUCUCAGAGGCACUCGAACGUGACGUUUAUGAACUGGGCGGCCCGGGGUUUUCCAUCGAUCAGGUCUCACCGCCCAACCCUGACCCAUUGGCUUCGAUACGAUAUUCCUGCGUCUUCUGGGUAGACCAUCUCGAUGACUCGGAACCCUGCGCGAGGAUGAGUGACAAGGACCUACAGGACGCGGAGAUCGUUCACAGCUUCCUUCGAAAGAAGUAUCUAUAUUGGUUAGAAUCUCUCAGUCUGUUACGCAGUAUGUCGGAGGGAGUCAUGGCAGUGCAGAAGCUCGAAGCUUUAGUACGGAAAACCAAGGAAGUGCGACAACUAACGGAACUGUUUCGAGACGCGCGCCGCUUUAUUCUUUCCCACAAGCGGGCCAUCGAGAUUGCUCCAUUACAGGUCUAUGCAUCAGCACUCGUGUUUAGUCCCACCCGCAGCCUGGUCAGAGAAGUCUUCGAAAAAGAAGAGCUGAACUGGAUCACGCUAAAGCCGAGCGUGGAAUCAGACUGGAAUGCAUGCCUGCAGACGCUCGAGGGCCAUGACGAAUCGGUGAACUCAGUGGCCUUCUCGGCGGAUGGCCAGCGGCUCGCCUCGGGCUCGGGCGAUAGGACGGUUAAGGUCUGGGAUGCGGCAACGGGCGCGUGCAUACGGACGCUCGAGGGCCAUGGCGGUUGGGUGACCUCGGUGGCCUUCUCGGCGGAUGACCAGCGGCUCGCCUCAGGCUCGAUCGAUUGGACGGUUAAGGUCUGGGAUGCGGCAACGGGCGCGUGCGUACGGACGCUCGAGGGCCAUAGCGGUUGGGUGGACUCAGUGGCCUUCUCGGCGGAUGGCCAGCGGCUCGCCUCGGGCUCGGGCGAUAGGACGGUUAAGGUCUGGGAUGCGGCAACGGGCGCGUGCUUGCAGACGCUCGAGGGCCAUAGCGAUUGGGUGACCUCGGUGGCCUUCUCGACGGAUGGCCAGCGGCUCGCCUCAGGUUCGCGCGAUAGGGCGGUUAAGGUCUGGGAUGCGGCAACGGGCGCGUGCGUGCAAACGCUUAAGGGCCUUAGUGAUUGGGUGACCUCGGUGGCCUUCUCGGCGGAUGGCCAGCGGCUCGCCUCGGGCUCGCGCGACAGGACGGUUAUGGUCUGGGAUGCGGCAACGGGCGCGUGCGUAGAGACUCUUAAGAGCCAUGGCAAUACGGUGACCUCGGUGGCCUUCUCGGCGGAUGGCCAGCGGCUCGCCUCAGGCUCGAUCGAUAACACGGUGAAGGUCUGGGACGCGGCAACGGGCGCGUGCGUGCAGACGCUCAAGGGCCAUAACGACUCGGUGAACUCGGUGGCCUUCUCGGCGGAUGGCCAGCGGCUCGCCUCAGGCUCGAUCGAUAACACGGUGAAGGUCUGGGACGCGGCAACGGGCGCGUGCGUGCAGACGCUCGAGGGCCAUGGUGGCCGGGUGACCUCGGUGGCCUUCUCGACGGAUGGCCAGCGGCUCGCCUCAGGCUCGGGCGAUAGGGCGGUUAAGGUCUGGGACGCGGCAACGGGCGCGUGCGUGCAAACGCUCGAGGGCCAUAGCGAUUGGGUGACCUCAGUAGCCUUCUCGGCGGAUGGCCAGCGGCUCGCCUCAGGCUCGAUCGAUUGGACGGUUAAGGUCUGGGAUGCGGCAACGGGCGCGUGCUUGCAGACGCUCGAGGGCCAUAGCGAUUGGGUGACCUCGGUGGCCUUCUCGGCGGAUGACCAGCGGCUCGCCUCAGGCUCGAUCGAUUGGACGGUUAAGGUCUGGGAUGCGGCAACGGGCGCGUGCUUGCAGACGCUCAAGGGCCAUAACGACUCGGUGAACUCGGUGGCCUUCUCGGCGGAUGGCCAGCGGCUCGCCUCAGGCUCGAUCGAUAACACGGUGAAGGUCUGGGACGCGGCAACGGGCGCGUGCGUGCAGACGCUCGAGGGCCAUGGUGGCCGGGUGACCUCGGUGGCCUUCUCGGCGGAUGGCCAGCGGCUCGCCUCAGGCUCGGGCGAUAGGACGGUUAAGGUCUGGGAUGCGGCGACGGGAGCGUGCCUGCAGACACUCGAGGCUGGCCGGCCAAUUACCCACCUUUCAUUCGAUCUGAUGACAAACUCUCUCUCUACCGACAUUGGACUUCUGAACCUGGAUCUCCCCGCUCUACCGCCUGCCAUCGAUAAUCAAUCGCCUGACGUACCCUUGCCGGGCGUUCGCCACUCUGGCUGGGGUAUAAGCACCGACGGUGUAUGGGUUGUAAAAGAUGGAAAGGGGAUGCUUUGGUUGCCUCCGGAGUAUCGAGUGAUGGAAUCGGCUGUGGUGGGAUCAACGGUCGCUAUCGGCUGUCGUUCAGGUCGUGUACUGGUGAUGAAGUUUUCGUAG